Messenger RNA from Acinonyx jubatus (cheetah), 2167 nucleotides. RefSeq names its product cholinergic receptor nicotinic beta 1 subunit (gene CHRNB1). Gene Ontology annotation, cellular component: synapse; neuron projection; postsynaptic membrane. Bases 92 to 1609 code for a protein of 505 amino acids. The record is from RefSeq and is a predicted model, not a curated record. The transcript has 11 exons. Gene Ontology annotation, biological process: monoatomic ion transmembrane transport; nervous system process; signal transduction. Gene Ontology annotation, molecular function: transmembrane signaling receptor activity; acetylcholine-gated monoatomic cation-selective channel activity. NCBI's taxonomy places the organism in Eukaryota, Metazoa, Chordata, Mammalia, Carnivora, Felidae.
CCCCCCAACAACAGGUGCACAUUCCUGGGCGCCUCGUCACUUCCCCUGCGCUGGCGAACGGAGCGAAGUCACUGAGCUACGCGGCCGGGCUAUGACCUCUGGGGCGCUGCUGCUGCUGCUGCUGGGGGCGCUGGGGGCGCCGCUCGCCCCGGGCGCCCAUGGCUCGGAGGCGGAGGGCCGGCUCCUCGAGAAGCUUUUCUCGGGCUACGAUAGCUCGGUGCGGCCGGCGCGGGAGGUGGGAGACCGUGUCGGGGUCAGCAUUGGCCUCAGCCUGGCGCAGCUCAUCAGCCUGAACGAGAAGGAUGAAGAGAUGAGCACAAAGGUGUACUUAGACCUGGGGUGGACUGACUACAGGCUGAGCUGGGACCCCGCGGAGCACGAGGGCAUCGAUUCACUGCGCAUCGCGGCUGCAUCCGUGUGGCUACCGGACGUGGUGCUCCUAAACAACAACGACGGAAAUUUUGGCGUUGCUCUGGACUUGAACGUGGUUGUGUCCUCCGACGGCUCCGUGCGCUGGCAGCCUCCAGGCCUCUACCGCAGCAGCUGCAGCAUCGAGGUCACCUACUUCCCCUUCGACUGGCAGAACUGCACCAUGGUGUUCAGUUCUUACAGCUAUGACAGCUCAGAGGUCAGCCUGCAGACCGCGUUGGGUCCUGACGAGCAGAAACGGCAGGAAGUGUACAUUCAUGAAGGGACCUUCAUUGAGAAUGGCCAAUGGGAAAUUAUCCACAAGCCUUCUCGGCUAAUCCAGCCUCCGGUGGAUCUGAGGGGAGGCGGGGAAGGACAGCGGGAAGAAGUCACCUUCUACCUCAUCAUUCGUCGGAAGCCUCUCUUCUACCUGGUCAAUGUCAUUGCCCCGUGCAUCCUCAUCACUCUCCUGGCCAUCUUCGUCUUCUACCUGCCUCCAGAUGCAGGAGAGAAGAUGGGGCUCUCGAUCUUUGCCCUGCUGACCCUGACUGUGUUCCUGCUGCUGCUGGCAGACAAAGUUCCUGAGACCUCCCUGUCUGUCCCCAUCAUUAUCAAGUACCUCAUGUUCACCAUGGUGCUCGUCACUUUCUCAGUCAUCCUUAGCGUCGUAGUCCUCAACCUGCACCAUCGCUCACCCCACACCCACCAAAUGCCCAUUUGGGUCCGUCAGAUCUUCAUCCACAAACUCCCUCCAUACCUGGGUCUGAAGAGGCCCAAACCUGAGAGAGACCUGAUGCCGGAGCCACCUCCUGUAGCCCUCAGGGACUCUCCAGCAAGUGGCUGGGGUCGAGGAACAGAUGAAUAUUUCAUCCGGAAGCCACCGAACGAUUUUCUCUUCCCCAAACCCAACAGGUUCCAGCCUGAACUGUCUGCCCCGGACCUGCGGCGAUUUAUCGAUGGCCCAAACCGGGCUGUGGGCCUGCCUCCCGAGCUGCGGGAGGUCGUUUCCUCGAUCAGCUACAUCGCUCGACAGCUGCAGGAACAGGAGGACCACGACGCGCUGAAGGAAGACUGGCAAUUUGUGGCCAUGGUAGUGGAUCGCCUUUUCCUCUGGACCUUCAUCAUCUUCACGAGCGUUGGGACCCUCGUCAUCUUCCUGGAUGCCUCGUACCACUUGCCCCCUGCCGACCCCUUUCCUUGAGGACAGAGGGCCAAGACCCAGGUCCUCUGCGGGCUGCAUUGAGAGUCCGGCCGUACUCUCGAGUCCUAUCCCUUUCUGCCUCUCGACUCCACUAGGAAUCCGGCCCUCCCAGGUCAUUGCCUUUAUGGGGAGCGAGCCGAAGUGGGACGGGGCCGACUGAAGCCUUGGGCCCCGCUAGACAUGCACUAUCAGUUUAUUUAGUCUUUGGUUUCUUGUAGAAGUUCCUUUGGAUAGCAACACUAGCUUCCCAGUAUAAUGGAACAAAGAACAAGAACUAGACUGUAAGCCUUUUGAGGGCAGGAACUGUGCCUCGUUCACUGUAAUAUCCCCAGCUCCUAGCACAGGUCCUGACCUAUAGGAUUGUAGGUGCUUAACGUCUGUUGAGUGAAUAGGGGUUUUGUUGUUGUUGUUGUUGUUUUUUCCUGGAAGGAAAUGCACCAAAUAAUAGUGCUUAUGUUUGCAUGUUGAGACCAGUGAUCUUUGUUUUCACCUUUCUGUAAUUUAUUUUUUUGUAAUAAGUAUUAUCUUUAGGAUAAAAAAAAAAGGUUAUGUCUAGAA